AUGAGCUACGUGGGCGAGACAAAGGACCGGCUGCGGCAUGGCCAAGGCACGUACACGUUCCCGGGCGGCUACUUCAAGUACACGGGGACCUGGUCCCGCGGCAAGAUGCACGGCCAUGGCAUCUUCUUUCUCGGCGAUGGCAGCACGUACGAAGGUGCUUUUGAGCAGGGCGAGAUGUCUGGUACGGGGCUGCGGCGCUGGCCUGACGGGUCGACGUACGCGGGCAGCUUUUGCCUCGGCGAACUCGACGGCCACGGCAGCUUUCUCUCGACCAAUGGGAAACGCUACGAAGGUGCUUGGCGCGGCAAUCAGUACUGCGGCCACGGCGAGCUCUGGGACGUCGACGGUUCCCACUACGUUGGCGACUUUGAAGCCCACAAGUUUCACGGCGAAGGCCGCAAGACAUUCCCCGACGAGAGCACGUACGACGGGUUUUGGGCCAACGGACGUCAAGAUGGCCUCGAUCGCUCGUGUGGCCUCGUGAUCUCCCGACUCGGGUCGGACUAUACGACCGUGGACCCGGCGCCGUUGGUGUUUCGAGAGGACAAGCCGACUGAGCCUGUGCCGCCGAGCGACGAUAGCAGCGUCGAAGCGCCGCCGCCGCCCGAGCCCAAGCGACUGCCGGCGUUUCGCAUCGACUGCAUCGACGCACCGGUUCAAGCGCGCACGACCAACCAAGCGGGGACGUGUGUCGUCGAGGAGUCGGGGCGGCAACUGCGCAUGCUGCUUUUCGCUGGCAAAGUUCCCGGCGCGACCGAGCCCGACGUGGUGGCCGAGGUGCCGAGAGGAAAGAAGCCGCCCGCGGUCGUCGCGCCGCCCCCGACCGACGACAAGACACCGAUCGACGAGCACGCGAUGGUGACCGAACACGGCGGCACGCUGGUGCCAGCCAUCUUUGCGUUGCCGAUCGGCCUCGCGCCGGGCGACUAUUUCGUGUUUGUCGAGAGCGCGCUCGACACGUCCAUGCCGCCAGCCUACUACCCGAUUACACUUGCGAAAUUGGACGAUCCGUCGGACAAAUCGUCGUUCAAGAACGCGCCCAAGAAGAAAUAA
Saprolegnia parasitica CBS 223.65 is the source of this 1053-nucleotide messenger RNA. RefSeq lists its product as hypothetical. The record is from RefSeq and is a predicted model, not a curated record. Lineage: Eukaryota; Oomycota; Saprolegniomycetes; Saprolegniales; Saprolegniaceae. The coding region runs from base 1 to 1053 and encodes 350 amino acids. The transcript is spliced from 8 exons. Gene Ontology annotation, cellular component: cytosol.